Molecule: messenger RNA, 1452 nt
Organism: Cryptomeria japonica (Japanese cedar)
Lineage: Eukaryota; Viridiplantae; Streptophyta; Pinopsida; Cupressales; Cupressaceae
Product: aspartyl protease family protein 2-like
Exons: 1
Coding region: 1-1452 (483 amino acids)
Biological process (GO): proteolysis
Molecular function (GO): aspartic-type endopeptidase activity
Source: RefSeq, a predicted model, not a curated record
AUGGCGAUGAAUAAGCAAGCUUUACUCUUCGCACUUUCCUUUCUCCUUUCUUGUUUUCUCCGCUCUCCCAGCUGCGAAUGUGGAACUACAGAAGAAAAGUACUACAUGGUUGGAAUGAAUACAUUUCUUAUUGAAGAGGCGAGGAAUUUUAAUGCCUCGACUAGAAGCCCAAGCGGGGCACUGGCGUUCCAAGAAAUAGGAAGAGGAGGGGCAGAUCUGCUCAUUACUCAUCUCAAUGUAGCCUCCAAUUCAAGUUGGAGGGAUGUGCUGACGCAAGGGCUUCAAAGGGAUAAGCACCUUGUUAAUCGCAUCCUUACCCAUAAUGCUAGAUCCUCUCCUUUAGGGACAAAUGCCUUCAGCACUCCCGUUACAUCCGGGAGGGAACUACAGGGUCCAGAAUAUACUGUAGCAGUUUCCAUUGGAACACCAGCUCAGAAACAACUGAUGGGAAUUGAUACGCUCAUUUCCCUAUCAUGGAUUCAGUGCAACCCCUGCAAGGAUUGUUCUUCCAAUGCAAAGCUCCCCAUGUAUGUCCCAAAGCAAUCCUCCUCCUAUAGGUCGGUGUCUUGUAAGCUCUCGAAAUGUCCACCCCUGGGAUCUGAUCCCAAGGACUUUGAGUCAAAGUGUGACAACUGGGAUACCUGCACUUACAGGGACACUAAUGGUCUCGCCCAAGGAUCCGAGGGAGAUUAUAUCACAGAGACUCUGCAGGUGGGUGACAAUACCUUGAACGAGUUACACAUGGGAUGCGCCUAUAGCUUCACUCCACGCAGGGAGUAUGCAACAUCCGGGCAUUUAGGAUUGGGCAGGGGUCCCCUUUCCUUAGUUUCCCAGAAGGCUGGUGGGCAGUUCUCCUACUGUCUUCCGAAUUACCUGUCUCUGGGCGCAACAGGAUCGCUGAGUUUAGGGAAGUAUUCAGUUCCAUCCUCUGUUAAAGUCUUCACACCCAUGCAAAAAGAGCCACAGUUUGCUUCAAGUGCAUACAUCUUGGGACUAGAAGGUAUCAGCGUGGGAGGCCAACGCUUAAGCGUGAACAUGCAGGUUCCUGGUGCUCUGCCCACAAUAACUUAUAUUGACACAGCAAUAAUGGCUACCCAGUUGGUGAAACCUCUGUACGAUGCUUUGAGAUCAUCCUUCGAGGAAAAGAUGAAGACAUACGCGCCAGCUGUUCAGCCCGCCAAGCCAUUCGGAGAAUUUAAACCGUGCUACCAAUUAUCCAACAUAACAUCUGUCAAAAUCCCCACCGUUACUCUUCAUUUCAAAGGCAAUGCCAAUUUCGAUGUCCCCGCUGUGGGAACUCUGCUUCAAGUUGCCAAUGAUGUGGUGUGUUUCCCCUUUCAACAGUCUCCAAAUGACGCUGUGAAAAUCAUCGGGAAUGUCCAGCAACAGGGUAUUACAGUGGCUUACGACAAUGUAAACAACAGAAUUGGCUUUGGCCCUGGCUCUUGCUGA